Phanerochaete carnosa HHB-10118-sp is the source of this 634-nucleotide messenger RNA. RefSeq lists its product as uncharacterized. The record is from RefSeq and is a predicted model, not a curated record. The coding region runs from base 60 to 368 and encodes 102 amino acids. The transcript has a single exon. Lineage: Eukaryota; Fungi; Basidiomycota; Agaricomycetes; Polyporales; Phanerochaetaceae.
UGGGCGACCCAAAGCACGAUAACGUUUGCGGAUCCGAACCAGGUCCAAGAAUUUCGUCCAUGGCAUUGUCUCUAAAUUCGUGCUAUGUAGUCGCGCUGGUUUACACAUCGGGGCGAGGCGCUGAGGUUGGGGUCGAUUUGAAGAAGCGGUCAGUACUUACGCCGAUCGGACUCCGAAUUGCUAUUCCACGUAUUGUGCAGCUGGAUGUACGCUACGAUUGUCUAGACAUCUUGAUUAUUAUCUCCAGGGCUUGCUCUUGGGACGCUGAUCAAGUAGUGUCCCGAGGGAAGAACUUGAAGGCUUACAUCUACGCAACGUCCCCGCGAGGCAUCUUCACGUACAACUUCACCCCAGAGAAGCCACAAUAAUUGGCGAAAUGUCUGCUGCAUAGUUAUAAAAAAAGGUAGUAUUUCAUCAGUUCUGCACUAGCACGCGUAUCGGCACCUAUGUUACCGUCUCCGGCGCUCUCGGCACAAUGACGGAUUCCAAUCAUGUCAUGAUGUACGGCAAGAGCUUGGUGCGUUGGCAGUCCCGGCGCCGCAGAAUCGACGGCUCAUAACGCUCGCAGGUACCCACGAGCUUUACCCACGACUGCGUCGAAAGUUCCAGGAUGCCUGAGGGCAGUUAUUGCUUA